AUGGUGGCGGCGGCCGCGGAGAUGCAGGGGAUGUCGCCGUACGAGGCGGCGCGGGAGCGGAAUGUGCAGGAGAACAAGCGCAAGAUGGAGGCGCUCAACCUGCGCCACCUCUCCGCCGUCAUUAAGGAGGCCCCCAAGACCCCUUCCCCCCUGAAGCCGAAGAGGCGCAGGAUCAUUGAGGAGGCGGUCGUGGUUCCCUCGCCUCCCAGGAGGUCCCGCCGGCUUGCGCAACUCCCAGAAGUCAAGUACGCAGAGAUAGCACCACACAGUGCAGAUAGAAUGACAAGGUCUCCUAGAAAACCAGCUGACCUCAUCUACUUGGCAACACGCGGAACAAUUUCCAUGAAAGCUAGGUUGGAGGCAACAAGAAAGGCCGAGGAGCUAGAAUCACAACUUGACCCUGAAAUCCCAUCCUUUGUGAAGGCAAUGUUGCAUUCACAUGUGGUUCGAGGUUUUUGGCUGGGUCUCCCGAGCCAUUUCUGUGACACUUACAUGCCGAAGCAAGACGCCAUUAUCACCUUGCUGGAUGAGAAGGAUGAAGAAUUCGACACCAACUACCUUGCCUACAAGAAGGGGCUAAGUGGCGGUUGGGCUGGUUUUGCACUAUGCCAUGGGAUUCAGGAUGGAGAUGCAGCUGUUUUUCAGUUGAUUAAGCCCACGACCUUCAAGGUGUAUAUCAUCCGAGCAGCUUCUGAUGAUGGCAGUGAGCUAGAUGAGUGA
Molecule: messenger RNA, 720 nt
Organism: Miscanthus lutarioriparius
Lineage: Eukaryota; Viridiplantae; Streptophyta; Magnoliopsida; Poales; Poaceae
Source: the annotation of a GenBank genome assembly